GAGAGAGAGAGAGGCAGAAAGAGAGAUAGAUAGAGGGAGCAGCUGUAAUCCAGUCCUCUGUGUAUCAGAGUAAUAAUAAAAACAACACACUGCAUGUUCUCAUGUCUUCAUCUGCGUGUCCUCCGCUGUGACACCGAGUAGCGCCGCCGGGCUGUCAGCGGCUCUGAUGCGGGCAGGCAGCAUCUUCUGUGUCGUCCGGAGUGAAUGAGGAGGGACGGUGGCCGACAGGGAGGGGUCCUUUGAUUUCAGGGCUGCCUCCUCUCUGGAUGGAGCCUGGCUGUCUGCAUGCAGCGAUGGCCAUGGGAGAUGUGUCGAAAAAGGCGUCGUUUCGGAACGUGGCGGUGGAGCGAAAAAACCUCAUCACCGUCUGCAGGUUUUCAGUAAAGACACUGUUAGAGAAAUACACAGCCGAGCCCAUAGAUGAUUCAUCCGAGGAGUUCAUCAAUUUCGCAGCCAUACUCGAGCACAUCCUCAGCCAUCGUUUCAAAGGCUCCGGCAGCUGGUUUGAUGGUCAGAGGAGUUACUGGGACUACAUACGUUUGGCCUGUGCUAAACUCCCCAACAGCUGCAUCAGCAGCAUUGAGAGCAUGGAGAACAUCAGCACCUCACGAGCCAAGGGGCGAGCUUGGAUACGAGUUGCCCUGAUGGAGAAGAGGCUGUCUGAAUACAUCGCUACUGCUCUGAGGGAUAGCAGAACGACCAGGAGGUUCUAUUCAGAAGGAGCCAUUGUGUUAAGAGAGGAAGCCACGGUCCUAACAGGGAUGCUCAUAGGUCUCGGAGCCAUAGAUUUUAGUUUCUGUCUGAAAGGGGAGGGUAUGGACGGGAAAUCUGCUGCUGUGAUCGACUACACACCGUACUUGAAAUUCACACAAAGCUAUGAUUACCUGAGUGAUGAUGACGAUCGACAGAGUGUUGACAGCAGCACGAGCGACGACAGCAUCCCCGACCAUCCCUACAUUCCUCUGGUCACUGACGAGGAGAGCUGGAGCACAAAGUGUCGCAAGAUGGAGCAGAGGUUCAAGAUCGUCAAUGCUCAAAAGGGUUACCUGGAGGAGCUCGUGCGCCUCCGUGAGUCCCAGCUGAAGAACACAGAGACAGAGAACAAGAGGCUAAAGGCCCGACUGGAGGAGCUACAGAGCCACAGCACACAGGAGAAGAAGGAACUGGAGGCCAUCGUCCUGGAGCUUCAGGAGCAGCUGACAAGCUUGAUUCCAUGUGACUCCAACCACCUGGCCAAAAACCUGUCAAUCCCUCUGGUCAACCAGUGGCCGACACUCCAGCCAUACAACAGCCAAGAUGGCGUCAAGUUGUACCGCAGGAGGAGUUUCCCGAGCACAGAGCUGCUGUCAGUGGAAAUCAGCCUGGACUCAGAUUCCCAGAGGACUGAUGGGAAACAGAACGGAGGAGCCUGGUGCACAGAAAAGGACUACACCCCUUCCAUGAUGGGACUGUGUGGCUCCUUGGCCUCCCUCCCCAGCUGCAGGUCUCUGGCGAGCCUCAAGUCCAGCGAGUGCCUGGUGAACAUCAGCACAGAGAACAGUCCUGCCCUCUCUCCCAGCUAGGGGGCGCCAAAGAAACACUGCCCACCCCUGAACUGACUGAGACAAUUCAACACAAACACAAAAAGACUCCUUUCAGUAGGCGAACAGACUCUCUUUCGUGGCCCUUACGUGAGUCCCUUUACCUUUACGCUCUGAGUCCAGCACUGUCUCAACUUACACCUUUUAAGCGUUUAUGAAAGAGUAGCCUCCCUGUGCGGGACUGUCCGACAAGGAUGCAGGGAUGGCUGCUGUACUGCCUGACGGCCUCCUGCAGUUUCACCGUCUUUAAUUGUCUCGACAUGAUUAAGCCUCCUGGAAUGCAAACAGCUGGUUCAAGUUUGACCUCUCUUACGUCUUGAUGCUUGAUUUUGUGCAAUUACAGUCACGUCUGUACUGGUUACACUUAUCAAAACUCACUGUAGGGUUAUCCUGUAUGUACUUGUCCAUUCGUCUGUGUCUUAUCAGUCUGUCAGUGUAUCUUAUUCUGCCUCUCGCAUAAUGGUGGCAGUGCAGGGUGGAUGAGCUGUUUAUAACAGAAACAAUGUUUUGCCAUAUUAUAUUAUAAGAGAGAUAUUUGCUGUGUUAAAGUGGCCUGAGGGUUUUAUGAUGAAGAUUAUUUGGAAAUUAACAGAAGCGGCUUUAUGAUAUUAUGACAGGCCUUAUUCAGUCAUACAGUAGGUUAGAUACAGAUUUUAGGAUGUGACACAAAAGACUUGUCAGGCUAUGCAGGUUUGCAGAGGCACUACAAUGUGGACAUUAAGAAACAAACAUUAUAUCUGUUGCAUACAAAUGCAGAGUGCAUUGUGACUAUGCAGAAUGAUUGUUUUCAUUGUCUUUUUCUACAAACCUGCCUUGAUAGAGUAGUUUGAGCAGAAGAGAAAUAGUGAAUGUGCAACAGGUGUGUGUGGGUGUGUGUGUGUGUCUGUCAUUAGAUUUUUUGGCUUCAUUUUUUUCUGUUCUUUUUAUAUUUUGAUUAAUUUAAUGACAUACUUACUUGUAUCAUUUACCAUCAUGUAAAUUGCAAUCUCAUGCAGUGUUGUUGAGAGUUGGGAUACAUUGUGUUAUUUAAAACUGCAAUAAAACU
Epinephelus lanceolatus (giant grouper) is the source of this 2625-nucleotide messenger RNA. RefSeq names its product RUN domain containing 3Ab (gene rundc3ab). NCBI's taxonomy places the organism in Eukaryota, Metazoa, Chordata, Actinopteri, Perciformes, Serranidae. The record is from RefSeq and is a predicted model, not a curated record.